GGGGGGGGGGGGGGUCUAAGAGAGCUCCUUGGUCAAAAGUCACAAGAGACCUAAUUCCUCCACUGGGGCACCCAUGGCAUUGAUCACCCAUCUGUGGCCCUCUGUUGGUGCUAGAUGCUUUUAGAUCCUCUCCUUCGGGAGAUCGUGGUAAGGUGGAGGGGGCAGCUAACACUGCCUCGGACACUGACAGGCUCUCUGGUGGUCUCGUGGAUCUGGGAAGGCAGGCGGUUCCCCCUCUUAGGCUGUGUAGAUGAGUGCCCUUGGUUCACUGUUGGAAUGCUCUGGUUAGGCCAUGUUGUAUCUGCCCACAUCCCUCAGUCCCCGCCCAGCCCUGUGAGGCAAGGGCUGCCAUUGUCCCUCUAACGAAAUGUAACCUAACCUUUUUGGGCUUCAGCUUUGCUGCUUCCUUCAGACCAGCUCUCCCGCUCUCCACGUCUCUGGGCUCUCCUGUGCCCAGACCUGGGGGGCUGGCCUGGCCAUCAGAGGGUUGUUCAGUGGGACAGUGCUUGGAUAGGGUGGAGUGAUGAUAUGCUCUUACCCAGGGUCCCCAGGGCAUGGUGAUUGCAUGUGCCAGGCUGUUGGUAGGCAGGUUAGGUGUGUGGUUCAGCUUAUAGGUGGGGACAUGGCCUCCUAGGAGUGUCUCAGGGACUGAGUAGUAUCAGCUGGGCAGGUCCUAGGUAGAACCCAGAGUAGGGGAGAAGGGGACAGCAUGAUGGUGCAGUGCCCAGAAAUAAUGGGUGCUGAUGGGGGUGCCAGAAGGGAGAUUAGGGCAGGUUGGGGCUGGGGCGCCAGGUAGUCUAAGCAAAACAGGUCCAGGACUGGGGAGGAAGGAGGUUUUCAUGGACGUUGGGGCCAGCUCUGCUACCCCUGCCCUGACCCCUGGUCCCUCAGGCAGGGACCCUCCAUAACUCCAUAACAAAGGAGGGAAGGACAUUUUUCGACUCUGGGCUCUGAGUACAGUGUAGACCUAGAGCUAGGGGGCCCUCCUAGGGAAGGCCUAGCACCUCCUGCCCAAAAGGGCCCAGGCUGAGCACAGGACACUGCGGGGAACGGGGCCUGGGAUGUGCAGAGGAAACCGAUGGGCUAGAGUGGAAGUGAGUCAGGGUGAGUCACUGCCUGGCAGGUGUAGGCGUGCUGCUGACCCUUCCCCGUCCCAGCACAGGUGUUUGUCAGGCAUUGGUGGGGUCUGGGCUACAAGAGCCCCUUUUCUGGAGCACUCGCACGUGGUGAACCACAGGGGAACAGGGCAGUCAGGAAGGGGUGCCGGCAGGGACCUAGGAGGACUUGCCAAAAGAGGAGGCUUCCUCUGAGCCUUGAAGAAGGCCCUCUGGGGAGGGGAGCCCUCUGCUCGUAGGACAGGUGCCGGCAUGCCUGGGGCGUUGGCCAACUGGCCUCAGGAGUGAGAUCAGAAGUGGGGGGUAGGACCGGGCCUGAGGGACCAGGAGUCAGGGCAGGGGUAGCAGAGCUGGCCCCAACUGUCAUCCCAGAGGUCUUGAGGAGCAAGAGUGGAACACUCGCAUGUCACCAGGAAGCGGGUGUGGGCUGUGAGCAGUUGUAGGCACUAAGACCAGGCUCUGCACUGGGAGUCCCAAGGUGCCAUGACACCCCUGUUGCCCUCCAUUGGGUCUCUCCUGGGGGGGGGUCCCCUUCUCUGUCACUCCCUGACUGUAUCUCUGGCUCCCCUGCUUCCUGGGCCUUGUCUGGUGUCUGGACCGGGUCUCUCAGCCUUGAUGCUUCGACCCACAUGCCCUCCCCGAAAGAAGCGCCCUAAAACCCUGUGCCAGUAAGGUGGGGAGGGGGCUGGCUGCCGCAGCAGUUCCGGCUUCCCUUGGGUCCCCCCUAGAGAGCCAGACAGGUCUAGGUCCUGUAAUCUGGGGGUUCUGGGAGGGCAGGGGCCAGUCUUGCCUGCAUCAUUGCACCAGGUGCCUGGCCCAGAGUUUGCGAAAUGACCAUACUUUUCUCUAGCUGAAGGAUGCACGUGGGUCAGAGCAGUGCAGGGCCCUGGUUCCCCGCAGCUGAAGAAUGUUGGAGAAAGCAGUUGGGUCGGGCCGCCAGCUGGCUGCCAUACUUUGAUUGGGGCUGGGCGGGGACUAGAUAGUCUGCCUCCCGGGCCUACAGGAGGCCUCCCUCAGCGUUCACGGAGAGUGCACCAAGUGGGACAGCCUAGGGGCCCCUGCUCCUCGGGCCCGGAGUCCCUCCCUCUGGUGUGUGUAGCACUGACGGCCGGGUCCUCUCUGGGGGGGGGGUCUCUCUCGGUGGUGGUUGGGCCUCUAGGCUACCUCAAGUGUGACAUGGACGAUGCCUCGGAAACCCGUGAGGAGAACCUGGGGGAUGAGGCCUUCGACACGGUCACCUCCUCCAUUGUGUCUGGCGAGAGCAUCCGUUUUUUUGUCAACGUCAACCUGGAGGUGCAGCCCGCCCAGGCUGUACCUGAAGUUAAAGAACUUUGAGGAAGAGGUACGUGCACACCGGGACCUCGACGGCUUCCUGGCACGGGCCAGCAUCAUCCUGAACGAGACGGCUACCUCGCUGGAUGAUGUGCUGCGGGCCAUGCUGUCCCGCUUAGCCCAUGACCCCCACAACACCGAGCCCGACUGCAAUUUGCGCCUGUUCAUGGCCAUGCUCUUCACGGAUGCCGGGGCUCCCAUGGAGGGUAAAGCCCACCUGCUGUCAGACACCAUCCAAGGGGUCACUGCCACGGCCACAGGGGUGCAAUACCAGCAGUCCUGGAUCUGCAUCAUCUGUACCUCCAAGGCCCUGCAGAAGCGGCAUGUGUGCAUCAGCCGGCUGGUUCGCCCACAGAACUGGGGAGAGAACUCGUGUGAGGUGCGAUUCGUCAUCCUGGUGCUGGCCCCGCCCAAGAUGAAAAGCACCAAGACUGCAGCUGAGGUGGGGCGCACAUUCGCCACCAUGUUCUUGGACAUCACCUUCCGCCAGAAGCUCCUGAACACCCGCACGGAGGAAGAAUUCAAGGAGGCUCUGGUGCAUCAGAGACAGCUGCUCACCAUGGAGAGGCAGCGUUCAUCCAUCGGGACAAAGGGUUACAUGAACUCCAUCAGCAUACACAAAUCCCCACAGCCCCCGAAGCACAAGGACUUUCUCCCUAUGGGGAAGGGCAUCCGGGAGGACAUUGCCCGCAGAUUCCCUGUGUACCCACUGGACUUCACUGACGGCAUUAUCGGCAAAAAUAAGGCUGUGGGCAAAUACAUCACCACCACCCUGUUCCUCUACUUUGCCUGCCUCCUGCCUACCAUCGCUUUUGGGUCCCUCAACGAUGAGAACACCAACGGGGCCAUCGAUGUGCAGAAAACCAUAGCAGGGCAGAGCAUUGGAGGCCUCUUGUACGCACUCUUCUCUGGGCAGCCGCUGGUGGUACUGCUGACCACUGCGCCCCUGGCCCUCUACAUCCAAGUAAUUUCUGGCAUCUGUGACGACUACGAUCUGGACUUCAACACCUUCUACGCGUGGACGGGCCUGUGGAACAGUUUCUUUCUCGCGCUUUAUUCCCUCUUCAACCUCAGCCUGCUCAUGAGUCUCUUCAAGAGGUCAACAGAAGAGAUCAUUGCCCUGUUCAUUUCCAUCACGUUCAUGCUGGAUGCUGUCAAGGGCAUGGUUAAAAUCUUCCAGAAGUACUACUAUGACAACUUUGGGAACCACCAUGAAGACAACACUUCUGUGGUGAGCCUGCUGGGCCUCGGCACCAGCCUCAACACCAGCCUCCACACCGCCCUCAACACCAGCCUCCUGGCGAGCCCCCUGGAGUUGACCUCCGUAAGCGGCCCUGGUACUGAGCACCUGGGCCGGGAGACUGCUGUACUGAGCCUCCUGAUCAUGCUGGGCACGCUGUGGCUGAGCUACACCCUCUACCAGUUCAAGAAGAGCCCCUACCUGCACCCCUACAUGAGGGAGAUCCUGUCAGACUGUGCCUUGCCCAUCUCGGUGCUCACCUUCUCCCUCAUCUGCUCCUACGGCUUCCGGGAAAUUAAAAUGAGCCAGUUCCGCUACAACCCCAGCAAGAGCCUGUUUGAGGUAGCCGAGAUGCACUCCCUGUCCCUGGGCGCCGUCACCAGUGCCAUGGGCCUGGGCUUCCUGCUCUCCUUGCUCUUCUUCAUUGAGCAGAACCUGGUGGCUGCCUUGGCUAAUGCCCCAGAGAACAGGCUGGUGAAGGGCACCGCCUACCACUGGGACCUCCUGCUCAUCGCCAUCAUCAACAGUGGGCUGUCUCUGUUUGGGCUGCCCUGGAUCCAUGCCGCCUACCCCCACUCCCCACUGCACGUGCGGGCAUUGGCCAUGGUGGAGGAGCGUGUGGAGAACGGGCACAUUUACGAGACGAUCGUGAAUGUGAAGGAGACACGGCUGACUACGCUGGGUGCCAGCAUCCUGGUGGGCUUCUCCCUCCUGCUGCUGCCCUUCCCCCUGCAGUGGAUCCCCAAGCCGGUGCUCUACGGCCUCUUCCUCUACAUCGCGCUCACCUCCAUUGACGGCAACCAGCUCUUUGAGCGCGUGGCCCUGCUGCUCAAGGACCAGACCUCGUACCCGCCCACCCACUACAUCCGGAGGGUGCCCCAGCGGAAGAUCCACUACUUCACGGGCCUGCAGGUCAUGCAGCUGCUGCUGCUCUGUGCCUUUGGCAUGAGCAACCUGCCCUACAUGAAGAUGAUCUUCCCCCUCAUCAUGAUCGUCAUGAUCCCCAUCCGCUACAACCUGCUGCCCCGAAUCAUUGAAGCCAAGUACCUGGACGUCAUGGAUGCUGAACACUGAGGCCCUGGCCGUGUCCCAUUCACCUGUCCCUUUGGCUCUUCCCAGGCUGACUGUAGCCAUGUGGGGAGAGGUACGGGUGUCUUUUGGGGUGUUCCUGUGUGCUGCACUCCCUCCCAGCUGUCCCAACAGGCCUAGGACAUCGGGGCAUCAAGGUCGGGGGGGGGGGGGUCCGUGGCGUGUGCCCAUCCCUGUCCCCAUUAGCCUUUCGCUUGGGUCAGUAACACUGCUCAGGACAACUUCUGCCCAGAGUGGAACUAAAGCCGGAUUUUCUUUUGAUAAAAGAGUCAGAUGUCUGAAAGAGAAACCAUUUCCUUGAUUGUAUAAGGAAUUUGCUGUGUGCACAUUAGAGAAUAAAGCUCCCGUUUCUACGCUUCCA
Acinonyx jubatus (cheetah) is the source of this 5137-nucleotide messenger RNA. RefSeq names its product solute carrier family 4 member 11 (gene SLC4A11). The transcript is spliced from 17 exons. Gene Ontology annotation, cellular component: basolateral plasma membrane; plasma membrane. Gene Ontology annotation, molecular function: solute:inorganic anion antiporter activity. The record is from RefSeq and is a predicted model, not a curated record. Gene Ontology annotation, biological process: transmembrane transport; monoatomic anion transport; monoatomic ion homeostasis. NCBI's taxonomy places the organism in Eukaryota, Metazoa, Chordata, Mammalia, Carnivora, Felidae. Bases 2299 to 4761 code for a protein of 820 amino acids.